Danaus plexippus (monarch butterfly) is the source of this 836-nucleotide messenger RNA. Its product is annotated as male-enhanced antigen 1. The coding region runs from base 286 to 735 and encodes 149 amino acids. The transcript is spliced from 3 exons. The record is from RefSeq and is a predicted model, not a curated record. Lineage: Eukaryota; Metazoa; Arthropoda; Insecta; Lepidoptera; Nymphalidae. Gene Ontology annotation, biological process: spermatogenesis.
GUUAUUUAAUGAUAAAUUCUGUGAAAAAUUACUGAAAAAAUCUCAUUUUAUUUGUCGACAUUAAAUUAGUAGCAAUUUUAAUUUUCAAAACAAAACUGAAAUGCGAUGUCACGAUGUAUAUAUAUUGUUUAGAUGGUGGUAGAUUAAAGUAUGAAGGGGGUAAUAAGUUUAAGCGUUAAGGAACCUACAGCAUAUUCACUGUCCGCCUGACAGUUAAACAUAACAUUUAAUAAUAUUGUUAUUUUGUUUAACGUCCUUAUACUAUCCUAAUUUUGAUAAUUCAUCAUGGUUUGUGAAGGCCCUGAUCCUCCCGACAAUUCGUCCCAAGACAUAAUACCUCCGUCACGUCAUGACCUUAUAACAAAUGGUCACGAAGAUAGUGAUGAUGAACAGAAUGAACACUUCGGUUACGAACCUUUACCUCAGGGGCCCGAAGCCGUUCUUUCAGAUCACGACUCCGACAAUGAGAAUGAUACAGUAGAAGUGCAAGCACCAGUCAAUAAUAUACCCCAAAUAGAACCAAUGGAGUCUGCUUUAACUAGGGAAGUGUGGAGUAUGCCUCGGCCCAAUGAUACAAUUCAAAUGGAUAGCGAAAGAGUACAACAGGUUAUGUCCAUAAUGGCCAACUUUGCAUUGCCACAAGCUUCCAUACCUGAGUGGGCACAAAGUGUGUCAGAAGAUCAAUGGAGACAGACCCUGAAUGAUAGAUUAGAAAAGUUACAAGGAAAUCCAUAAAAUCCUUCUGUUCUAUAGGCAUUACAUGUAAGAAGGUUUUAUUAAUAAUAACAAAUAUAUAUGUUUUAUUGUGUAUUAGAAAUAAAAAUAAUUCAUCAUCA